AUGGAGGUGGAGGCCGUGGAAUCAAACGCCUCGCGCGGCGGCGCCGAUCACCGGCCGUCGUCCAAGAAGGAUCGCCGGGUUUUCUGGGCCUGCGUCUUCAUCUUCGUGAACAGCUGCUUCCAGUGCACCGCCUACUUCGGCGUCUCGACGAACCUGGUGAACUACCUCAAGGACCGGCUGCACCAGGACAGCAAGGCCGCCGCCAACAGCGUCACCAACUGGCAGGGCACCAGCUCCAUCAUGGCGCUCGUCGCCGCCUUCCUCGCCGACGCCUUCCUCGGCAGAUACUGGACCAUCGCGAUCUUCAUGCUCAUCUCCGUCGUGGCCUACGCCGUGCUGACGGUGAGCGCGGCGGCGGCGCUGCCGGGAGCGGCAUUGUUCUACGCGGGGCUGUACCUGCUGGCGCUGGGCGGCGCGCUGCAGCCGGUGCUGACGUCGUUCGGGGCGGACCAGUUCGACGAGUCCGACGAGGAGGAGCGCCGCCGGCAGAGCUCCUUCUUCAACUGGUUCUACCAGACCCUCAACGUGGGCUCGCUCGUCGGCGGCACCGUGCUGGUGUGGGUGCAGUCCAGCGUAGGCUGGGGGCUCGGGUACGGCAUCCCGGCGCUGUUCAGCGUGCUGGCCGUCGCGGUGUUCCUCGCCGGAACCGGCGCGUACCGGCGGCACCAGCCGCCGGGCGGCAGCCCGCUCACCAGGGUCGCGCAGGUGGUCGUCGCCGCAGUCAGGAAGUACGGCGUCGAGGUGCCGGCAGACGCGUCGGUGCUGUACGAGUGCGAGACCGACGACGGCAUGUCCGCGAUACAGGGGAGCCGUCGGCUCGCGCACACCGACCAGUUCAGGUUCUUGGACAAGGCAGCGGUGGAGACAGCGGGCGACAAGACGCGGCCGAGCCCGUGGCGACUGUGCACGGUGACGCAGGUGGAGGAGCUCAAGUGCGUGCUCCGGCUGCUGCCAGUGUUGGCGAGCGGCAUCGUCUUCGCGGCUGCGUACGCGCAGAUGUCCAGCACGUUCAUCCUCCAGGGCGACACGCUGGACCCCUACGUCGGCGGCUUCCGCGUGCCGGCCGCCGUGCUCUCCGUCUCUGAAACCCUCAGCGUCAUGCUCUGGGUGCCCCUCUACGACCGCGUCAUCGUCCCUCUCGCGCGCCGCGCCACGGGCCGCGACCGCGGGUUCUCGCAGCUGGCGCGCAUGGGCGUCGGCCUCGUCGUGCUGACCGCCGCGAUGCUCGCCGCGGGGACGCUCGAGGUGCAGCGCCGCCGCGUCGUCGCGCGGCACGGCAUGUACGACACCAACACGGGCGCGGACGGGAGGUACCUGCCCAUGUCCAUCUUCUGGCAGGUGCCGCAGUACGUGGUGGUGGGCGCGUCGGAGGUGUUCACGUUCAUCGGCCAGAUGGAGUUCUUCUACGACCAGGCGCCCGACGCUAUGCGCAGCCUCUGCUCGGGCCUCUCCAUGACGUCGUUCGCGCUGGGGAACUACGUGAGCUCGGCGCUCGUGACGGUGGUGGCGCGCGCGACGGCGCGGGGCGGGCGGGACGGGUGGAUCCCCGACGACAUCAACCGGGGGCACCUCGACAACUUCUUCUGGCUGCUCGCCAUGCUCUGCAUCGGCAACUUCGGCGUCUACCUGCUCAUCGCGAGGUGGUACACCUACAAGAAGACCGUGGAUUAGAGAUCGCCGCCAGAUCAUCUCUGUUGGGUUCAUAUGGAAGUAUGGAUUAGCGCGACCUGCUAGUGCUCCAACGGUUUGAAUCAAUUGAAGAGGUUUCCCACUGGAAAUGGUGAUGAA
Messenger RNA from Panicum hallii, 1788 nucleotides. RefSeq names its product protein NRT1/ PTR FAMILY 8.1-like. The record is from RefSeq and is a predicted model, not a curated record. The transcript has 4 exons. NCBI's taxonomy places the organism in Eukaryota, Viridiplantae, Streptophyta, Magnoliopsida, Poales, Poaceae. Gene Ontology annotation, biological process: transmembrane transport. Gene Ontology annotation, cellular component: membrane. Gene Ontology annotation, molecular function: transmembrane transporter activity. The coding region runs from base 1 to 1671 and encodes 556 amino acids.